Molecule: messenger RNA, 240 nt
Organism: Knipowitschia caucasica
Lineage: Eukaryota; Metazoa; Chordata; Actinopteri; Gobiiformes; Gobiidae
Source: the annotation of a GenBank genome assembly
AUGAUCCAUCCCAUCUCAAAGAAGCAAAAAGAGAGGACUGGAGCCUGGCGAAGGGAGGGGGCUGUCAAUAAGCCUCACACUGUGGCUCCGUGGGUCGGACUGGACUCAGGCUCCUCUGUCGGCUGUUGUUCCCCGGACACAGGCCCAGGGCCUCGGUCUGAGCCUCUUCCGUCCCCAGCUCCAGUGACUGCGGCCCGGGAGCGGUGGGAAUUUAUUGGAGAUGAAGCCUCUACUCCAUGA